AUGGCGGCGGCCAGAGUUCCAGGGUGGCUGGUUCUGCGGCCGGGGUCCAGAACCCUGCGUUCCUUGUGUACUGCUGUUUCUCCAGCUACUCCAAUGCGGAGAUCAAGCCCACGUACAACAGAAAACAUGAGAACACCCAGAAAUGAAAGGCUGAUGAGAAGAAAGGCACUACCUCCUCGGACAGAGAAGAUGGCUGUUGACCAAGACUGGCCUAGUGUUUAUCCUGUUGCUGCACCAUUUAAACCCUCUACAGUGCCCCUUCCGGUUCGAAUGGGUUAUCCAGUAAAAAGGGGAGUGCCCAUGGCAAAGGAAGGAAAUCUAGAACUUUUAAAGAUCCCCAAUUUUUUGCAUUUGACUCCUGUAGCAAUUAAAAAGCACUGUGCGGCUCUCAAGGAUUUCUGCACUGAAUGGCCAGUUGCCCUAGACAGUGAUGAAAAAUGUGAGAAGCAUUUUCCGGUUGAAAUUGACACAGCUGAUUAUGUUUCAGCAGGACCGUCUGUCCGAAACCCUAAAGCACGAGUAGUAACCUUAAGGGUGAAACUUUCCAGUCUGAAUUUAGAUGAUCACGCACAGAAGAAACUUAUUAAACUUGUAGGGGAACGAUACUGCAAGACCACAGAUGUCCUUACCAUCAGAACAGAUAGGUGCCCUUUAAAGAGACAGAAUUACGAUUAUGCAAUGUAUCUGCUAACAGUUUUAUACCAUGAGUCGUGGAAAACUGAGGAAUGGGAGAAAAAUAAGACUGAAGCAGACAUGGAGGAAUAUGUAUGGAAAAAUAGCUCCUCAGAAAGAAAUAUCCUGGAAACGCUUCUCCAAAUGAAAGCUGCUGAGAAGAAUGUGGGAGUGAAUAAAGAAGAGCUCCUUGGUACUGAAGAAGUUGAAGAUUACAAAAAGUCUGUUGUUCGUCUUAAGAAUGAGGGGGAAAAUGAAAAUACUGUUGCUCAGUACAAAGAAUCAGUGAAGAGACUAUUGAAUUUGGCAUGAAGUUAAAAACAAAACAAAACAUGAUUUGUUAAUCUUAUGAUGUGUAUAUAAUCUAUAUCUAAUUUGCUAUAAAAUUGAAAAUGUUAAAAA
This is a messenger RNA of Chrysochloris asiatica (Cape golden mole), 1074 nucleotides long. RefSeq names its product mitochondrial ribosomal protein S35 (gene MRPS35). Lineage: Eukaryota; Metazoa; Chordata; Mammalia; Afrosoricida; Chrysochloridae. Gene Ontology annotation, molecular function: structural constituent of ribosome. Gene Ontology annotation, cellular component: mitochondrial small ribosomal subunit. Bases 1 to 984 code for a protein of 327 amino acids. The transcript is spliced from 8 exons. The record is from RefSeq and is a predicted model, not a curated record. Gene Ontology annotation, biological process: mitochondrial translation.